AGGGGCCGCCGCUGCCCGGGGAGCCAACUUGACACGAGCGAGGGAGGCGCGGAGGAGCGCGUGCUGCUGCUGCUGCUGCUGCUGCUGCUGCUGGGGAAAUGGAACUGCGCAACCGGGGCGGAGCGGUCCCUGCGCGCCCCGCCGGGCGCAGCGCUGGCUCCAGCCUGCUGGCCGCGGGCUGCCGGUGUCCUCCGGGGGGGCUGAUGCUGCUGCCGCAGGAUUGGGUUCCCGCACCAUGGCCGAAGCAUAGCCGCUGUCCCCCCCCGCCAGCCGAGCCCCGUGGGCCGACUCGCUGCGUGGGCCCCGUGUGGGGGGGGAGUCAGCCCAUGAGAAAGCAGCGACGGGACUCCCCCUGUUUCGCUCUGUGAUUUCAGUCCUUGUUAGGAGACAAAUGUGAAAGAUGAUUGGUGGCCACGUGAGGGACAUCGUGCGAUUGGUUGUCUUUUAGGAGAAAGAGACCCAGUCCCUAGCAGGCGUUGUAUGUACCAUUGACUGGAGGAGGGGGUCAAAUAGAACCCGGAGAAAAACGCAGCCACCAGCGACUGGGUGGGGGCACCCGUCGCUCAGAUCCGGGGGUGGUGGAGGGGGGGUACCAAGACGCACCCAGUGCGGCAGGAGUGACUGGAUGCAUCGCACGGUGGAACAGAUAGGGGGCCGUGCUGGACGGGAUCCCUUUUCUCUCGGCAACGUGGGCUGGAGCUCGUGCCAUCCCCGCCCAUGGCUCCCGGGCGGCAGGUGCUCUGCCAGCGUCGGUCAGCCUCCGAUGCCUCCACACCUGCCGCCCAACCAUGGGUCUAACAUGGGGCAACACAGCAAGGGUUAUUUCCCCCCAGGGAACCUGGCCCCCCGCCCGCUGCAUGGGAAACUGGAGGCCAUCCAUGGCUGCGUCCAGGCCCUGCUCCGUGAUCAGGGGCAGCCUCAGCUCUGGGAGCAGCUGGGGGAGAUCUACGAGUCGGAGCAGGACUGGGACGAAGCGCUGCGCUGCUUCCAGAACGCCGCCCGGUAUCUGCGCGACUACGAAAACUACAACAAGAUCCACGCCCGGAUUGGACACGUGCAGCAGGCUCAGCUGUGGAAUUUCCAUUCGGGGUCGUCUCAUCACCGGCCAAAAUCUUUGCCCCCCCUGCAGCACUUCUGGAAUCUCUUGCACCUUGAGAAGAGGAACUUCUCGGCCAAACGCAACCCCCAGCUGAAGAGACCUGGCCCGCCGAUGGAGCCCCCCAUGGUCCAGCCCAUCCCCCCAGUGCAGCACCCGCCCCACCCGGGCCACGGCGAAGAGAUGCCCGCCCCCAUGAAGAGACGGAGGAGCACCAGUCCCGACCAGAAUGGUAACGGGGUGAGCCAGCAUCUUCCUGGGCCUGGUGUCCCCGGAAACCCCCACUACCAGCUGCCUAAACCAGGGCUCUGGAACCCCCUUCAUGGAGAUUCGUGGGGCCAGGAACGCAAGAUCGUGACUGCCCCAGAGAGACAAGAGCAGAGGAGCUCGGUGGCUCAUCCCUUCCCGUACCCGUCUCCCGCCUACGGCUCCCACCUGCCCCCGCACCGCCUGCCAGCCGUGGCGCCCAGCCCCCGCACACCGCCAGCACACCGCCCCCCCCUCGAGAGCCAUGGCUGCCUGUCCCGGCCCAACGGAAGUGACCUUAGAGACAGCCGUGUGCCCCGGGCGCGCCCAGACUCCACCGCCACACCAGCAACUGUUGCCUGCGUGCCUUACGCCCCGCGUCCCACCCCGGGAGGGCUCCCCGCCACCAGCAAGACCACCUCGCGGGGGCAGCCGAAUCCUGACAGCCUUGGUACUGAUCAUUACCAAACCCCGGCAUUGGAACCAUCCAGUUCUGCCCAGGAGAGCAGUGGGCGCAAACCCCCGCCGCCCCCACGCCCAGCCCCCUGCCUUGCCCCCCGCAACCUGCCCUGCUCCCGCAUGCCGCCACCCCCAACCAUCACCAGGGGGGUGCCACCAGCAGCGGCACCACCCCCCGCUGCCCCACAGUGCCCUCCCCCAACGCCCCCUCCCCCACCGCCUCCCCCUCCCCCACCACCUCCGUUGCCCUGGCUGAAGAGCCCAGCAUUCAGCAGCAAAGCAGAAGGGAAAUCCAGUGGGGACCCCCUCGACGAUCUUUUGUUUGGGUGUGGGGAACCCCGUAGGGGGGAGCCCCCACCACUGGGAGCCUGUGACUCGGGGCACAGCUUCCAGGAUGCCACCAGCAGCAGUCAGAAAGGGGCCUUCACUCAGCCCAGGGAAGGGGAGGUGGAAGAGGCCAGCCCCCAACAUUCAGCCAGCCCCAAGCCCCCCGAGCCGGUCCCCGACUUGUGGAUGCCAGAAAGCAGCCGGGAGGAGAAGGCAUCUGGGGGCACCAGGGCCCUGAGCCCAAGCCCCACAAUUACCUCAGGAACCUUCAGGUCCCCAGAGAGUCCCCCUCAGCUGCCAACCCUGACCCCACCUCCGCCCCCACCCCCCCAGCCGCCGCGAGCCUCCUACCCAAAGAACCCAGACCCGGUCGUGGUGCCUGCUGCCACGGAGGCCACCCCUGCCGGUCUCUUUGGCUACACCAGUCCCACCCUAGAGGAUCAAUUUGAGGAGCCCCCCGAAUUGAUUCUGGCCGACGGCCUCGCAAACAUCAUGAAGAUGUUGGACGAAUCGAUCCGACGUGGAGAGGAAGAGCGAGAGGAGACCUUCCCCCCGCCGCCCCCUCCUGCCCCACUCCUUCCGAGCCCUCCGCCUCUGGCGAGGCCAAAGCCGCCAGCCCCGUCUACCGCCUCCUUCGACUACCCUAAGCCCCUUGGACAGGAUCCACCAGAGCCGCCCUGCCUUUACCGGUUCGGCAAGCGAGACGGGGAAGAGCGGCCCCCAGCGGCGGCGGGAGGCAAGUUUACCCACCACGGCCCUCCGUCAAUGCUGAAGUCUUUGGCCAACAUAUUGGAGGGGCAGAAACACUCCUAUCGGCCCAAACCGCUUACCCCCUCAGGUGCUAAGCUUCCUCCUCCAGCCGGCGCCAGCCAGAGUGCUGCGCCCCAUUUCUCUACCUCAAGCCAAGCCUGGGCUGGAGGAGCGGGGACUGUAGAGGAGCGGGCGGCCACCCCUCCGCCCCCACCCGCCCCCCGGCCAAUCAAGACUGAGUCGGAGGCCCUAGAGGAGAUUACCCGUGCAUGCGAGACUCUGGUGGAGCGUGCAGGGCGCGAGAAGAGCCCCCCGCCUCCCCCAGCUUCCCCGCCCCCGGCUUCCCCUCCCCCGCCGCCUCCGCCUCCCACCCCCCUUUCAGCUCCCACCCUGCCGCCGCCGCCAGCCCCGCACCCCAAGGAUGAGUCUCGGAAGCGGGAUCGGGAACACCGGCGGCAUCGCCGAUCCAAGGACGGGUCGCGGAGGCACCGAGACGGCAAAGCUCACAAGGAGAAGAACCGGCAGAUCCUGGGCAGCCUGGACGUGCAGAGCUCGGAGAGCCAGGCCCGGGAGAACGGAGCGAAGCCCCCGCCUCCCCCGCCACCGCCUGUGGCCCCCCAGCCCGAGCGGCGGCCUCCCGGCAAGAAGGAGGAAGGGCCCGUCAGCACCUGCUCCACCGUCAUGUGCUCGGCCGACCUCCUCAAGUUGCGCUCCUUCACCGAAGGGCCCCCCAAGGAGCUGAAGAUUCGGCUCAUCAAGGUGGAGAGUGGAGAUAAGGAGACCUUCAUCGCCUCGGAGGUGGAGGAGCGGCGCAUCCCCUUGAGCGAGCUCACCAUUAACCAUUCGGCGGCCGAAGUGGUGCGAGCCAGCAAGCACGCCAAGGUGAAAGGCAAAUUCAAGGAAUCUUACCUGUCUCCCUCCCACUCCGUCAAGCCUCAGAUCAACGUGGACGAGAAGCUCCCGCGGGACAAACUCAACCCUCCCACCCCGAGCAUAUACUUGGAGAGCAAGCGCGACGCCUUCUCGCCCGUGCUCCUGCAGUUCUGCACCGACCCGAAAAACCCCAUCACCGUCAUCCGGGGUUUGGCGGGUUCCCUCCGCCUCAACUUGGGCCUGUUUAGCACAAAGACGCUGGUGGAGGCGAGCGGGGAGCACGCGGUGGAGGUCCGUACGCAGGUGCAGCAGCCCUCGGACGAGAACUGGGACCUCUCGGGGUCGAAGCAAGUGUGGCCCUGCGAGAGUAGCCGGUCGCACACCACCAUCGCCAAGUAUGCCCAGUACCAGGCCGCCUCCUUCCAGGAGUCCCUGCAGGAAGAUAAAGAGACGGACGAUGAGGAAGCCGAUGAGCCCGACAGCACCACGGAAACGCCCCCAAGCAACCCUGACCAGAAACCGCACCAGAUCAUCAAGUUUGGGACCAACAUUGACCUCUCGGACGCAAAGCGGUGGAAACCACAGCUGCAGGAGUUGCUGAAGCUUCCGGCUUUCAUGAGAGUCACGUCGACGGGGAACAUGCUGAGUCAUGUAGGGCACACCAUCCUGGGCAUGAACACGGUGCAGCUCUACAUGAAAGUGCCUGGCAGCCGCACACCAGGUCAUCAGGAGAACAACAACUUCUGCUCCGUGAAUAUCAACAUUGGUCCAGGGGACUGUGAAUGGUUUGCUGUCCAUGAGCAUUACUGGCAAAAUAUCAGUGCCUUCUGUGACAGGCAUGGUGUGGACUACCUGACUGGUUCGUGGUGGCCCAUCCUGGAAGAUCUCUACCAGUCCAACAUCCCCGUCUACCGCUUCAUCCAGCGCCCCGGAGACCUCGUGUGGAUCAACGCAGGGACCGUGCACUGGGUGCAGGCCACCGGCUGGUGCAAUAACAUUGCUUGGAACGUCGGCCCGCUCACAGCUUACCAGUACCAGCUGGCGCUGGAGCGCUACGAGUGGAACGAGGUGAAGAACGUCAAGUCCAUCGUCCCCAUGAUCCACGUCUCCUGGAACGUCGCCCGGACCGUCAAGAUCAGCGACCCCGACUUGUACAAGAUGAUCAAGUAUUGUCUGAUGCAGUCCAUUAAACACUGCCAAGUCCAACGGGAGAGUUUGUUGCGGUCGGGGAAGAAGAUUGCCUACCAGGGGCGGGUGAAAGACGAGCCGGCCUACUACUGCAACGAGUGUGAUUUGGGGAUUCCCUCCUCUCCUUCGGGCCUUGCCCAGCUGACAGCCAGCCGGGGCUCUUGAGAGAGUAGAAGUUUCCAAACAGUAAGUAUGCACCGCGGGGGUUUUACCAACGGCAGCCGGGGAGGAGAAGAGGGAGAGGAGCGUCUCCGCCACAGGUUGACACGGGAGGCAGGAAGAAGCCGCUCUCUGCCCCCUCCAACGGGGGGCAUCGCUAGACCGGACGCAGAGAGGCGUCUGCUGGAGGGUUUUCCUCGGCUCUCCCCGGCCAGCAUUGGAGGUGGCCGGUGGCCAGGUGUGAAGAGGAAGCGCCCGUGGAGAUCCCGAAGGAGCCUGGAGACGCCAAACAAGGGCGAAGGACCCCGGUGGGUGCAGCAGCAACUGGCUGGAAGGCAGGCGCAUGGAGCCGCUGGGGUGCUCACCUGGACCGGGAGAGGGUGGCAUCCUGGUGAGGGAGCACAGAACAUGACCCAGGAGCAUGGAUCCAGUGGAGGCUUGGUUAGACGGGCGCGGACAGACCGGGAGCUUGGCUAGGGCAGCCCGGUAUCUGGUGGAGCAGAGGGAGCUGCCAUAUACUGAGCCAGACCUGUGGUCCGUCUUGCUCUGUAUUGUCUACACGGACUGGCAGCAGCAUCUCCAAGGUUUCAGGCAGGAGUCUCUCCCAGGCCUGCCUGGAGAGGCUGCCGGGAAUAGGAACCUGAGACCUUCUGCGUGGCAAACAGGGGCGCUCUCACUGAGCUGUGGUCCUAUGCUAAGGGGAGUAUCUUCCAGCAGAUGGUGCUCACCUGUAGCCACCCAUCCAAAUGCAAACCAGGAUAGACUCUGCUUAGCAAAGGGGACCAUUCGUGCUCACUGCUGCAAGACCAGGAUGGUGAGGCAGGGGCAGUAAUGAUGCAGCCGCUCUAGGGAGAGUGGAAAACAUCCACUAGCCUCUUUAGGGGUGCAUUAGAGUUAGUUGAGCAGCCCUGAAAUGCCUUGAGCUGCAUUGGUGAAGUUUCUUUUUAUCUGAGCCACGUAGACAGUGAGCAGGGCUUUGUAGGACUGGUGAGGGAGACUCCGCUAAUUUGGAGAAGCUGCACAGACGGGCUGAGGAAGGAACCAUCCAGUAACUCUUGUCAACCAGGGGCAUGCACAGGGCAGUGACUCGGGGCUAAAGAGAGAGGAUCAGUAGUUGGACUUGGCUGAACAGAGAGAGGGUAGUUCAGCCGUGUGGUGCUUAUAGGAGGAAACAACUGAAGAUCAGGCCGGUGUUGAAAUUUGGGUGCAGGAAAGAAGUCACGGAAGUCUGAGCUUCCCUGGCAUGUGGCUGCCUGCCUGAGCCCAGCACAGAAGCCAGCAUUGAACUUUUCUUCACACAAGUCCUGAUUCAUUCAAGAGCCACAGAGUGCAAGAAAGAACUUGGCAGGAAGACACCAAGAUUUCCAGACGCCUCUUACUACUAGAAAUACACCAAGAAGAGCUGGAUUAGCAAACCUGGAGAAGCGGUCGUUGCAACAUACUACCUGUACCCAGCCAGGGAAGGGUAGGGCGCUUGAGGGGCUGAAUUCCUUCCUCCAGCCUGGAAGUGGCAGAUUGCUUUCGGGGCCGCGUCUUGUAAUAAACCCCUACCCUCUUGGGUUCGUGUUCUGGUUCUUUUUUUCCUUCCAAAGCAGCCUCCCUUUGCUUUCUGGUGCGAAAUCUCCUUCAACCACUGUAGGGCUUGCUUGGUUCCUGGUGCACACUGGACUUCCUUUUGCCAACCCAGGGGCAGCAGAACCAUCCAUGGUGCAUGUGCUUGUGUUGGAGAAGCCAGUGCCAGGUGGUGCACGGAUCCAGUGAGCGGCAGCUGUCCCAGAGCCCAUCACAGCUGCUGGUUGCUGCUGGCCGUGUCCAUGCAGAGACCCGCAGUAGUGGGGAAGCGUCCAGCCCGGAAGACGCUGGCUGAUCUAGUCCGUGAGCCAGGCCCACCAAUUCUGGCCAUCAGGACUAUCUUGGGGGCAAAUGCCCAUCGUGAUUUUUGGCAGUGUCUGCGCCUCUAGAGAUGGAAAAUAGAGGACAGCUUUGUUGUACUUACAAAUUCCUCUGUGUGUGAUCACCCCUUCUUUAUCCCUAGUCCCAAAUGAUUAGGGUAAAAUUGCAGGCAUUUCUGCACAGAGGAAAGGAUUAGGGUACGCUCUCCAUGCAAUACUCCCUGGAGGGCAUUCCUGCCUGUUUUUCUUUCAUUUUCUUUGACAACACUGGUAGAAUGUUAUAGUAGCUUCUGUGUUUUUAAAACACUGUUGCAAAUUUGGCGGCUGCAGAAGCCAGCAUUGAACUUUUCUUCUCUGAUCACACAAGUCCUGAUUCAUUCAAGAAUCAGGAAUGAAUCAGGAAUGACCAUUUUAAUGGUCAGGAGGAGCAUUAAAAAAUAUAGAUACUUUGAUUUUUGAUUUUUUUUAAAAAAAAUUAUUUUUUGUUUUGUGUUACGAUUUGUUUGUCAUGUUUUGUAUUGGCUGUGCUCUAAUGCUGUGUUGUGAGCUGCCCAGAGAACAACUUGUUAUGGGGCAGCUAACAAACAAAGUUUAUUUAUUAUUAUUGAUAAAAGCAUGAUUACCCACACUGAAAGCUUCACGCAUUGUGAUGCUAUCGCCUUCCCCCCAUGCCUAGGGAUGUGGAUCUUGUCAAAAUCGCAUCUCAAUUCAAAUCUGGGGGGGACAGAUCAGAAAUGUGUCCUCCCGGAUGGUACUGCCCACCCCAGCUGGCUCAUGUUCUAACUAGCACAGAAUACACAGACACGCAAACUCCGUAUUGGGGCACCCCCCUGUGGUGAAAGUGAGGCACAACCAUAGACGCCAUCCAGUGAGAGCAGAGCAGACACCGCAGAAGCAUGCAGAGAUUUUUUUCUUUUUCUUUUUAACUUGCUGUGAUUUGGUUUUUUUGCUGCUUUUUUUUUCUAAAUUGGGGAACUUGACAUUAAGAAAAGUGUGUUUGGUGGGGGCAAGUUCAGGUUCUAAAAAGUUCUAACAGGACCAUCAAAGAAGUGCUGUUUUGUGGGUGUUCUUACAAAAUCUGUUUAUUUCUUGCUUGUAUAUCCUGCUCUUCCUCUGAGGAGCCCAGAGCGGUCACCGCACAGGGUUAUUUUUAUCCUCACAACAACCUUGUGAGGUAGGUUGGGCUGAGAGAUAAGGGACUGGCCCAGGGUCACCCAGCGAGGUUCAUGACUGAAUAGGGAAUUGAAUCCGGGUCUCCACGCUCCUAACCCAACACUCUUAACUGCUGCUUUAAUGGGAGAAGGCGGAGGAGGAAGGUCUUUGAGGAGGGUAGCUAGGAUGUCAUACAAGGCAUCCCAAUCUUGGGCCCUCAGAUGAUGUGGGAUGACAACUCCCAUCAUCCUUUGCCACAGCCCCGAUUGUGGGCGCUAGGCCUUCUGAGGUUCCUAGGGUCGUUUGUGGCAGAGGAAGAAAGGAUCUUCUGUGAGCAGGCUCACUCACUUGGGGGUGUUUCCUUUCCACUCCUUUGAGACUAGUCCCUGGUGAUCCUGCUUCCUGACUCCUCCCCUUCUCCCAUUCUGAGCCCUGAUUGGCAAGGGGGCGUGGCCUUCUUCCAAGGGGGCGGGCACUAAUGCCAGUGUGCCCUUGCAGGUGGAGGUCUUCAACAUCCUCUUCGUGACCAGCGAAAACGGCAGCAAGAACACGUACCUGGUCCACUGCGAAGCCUGUGCCCGGAAGCGGAGUGCUUCCCUCCACGGCGUGGUGGUGUUGGAGCAGUACAAGACAGAGGAAC
This is a messenger RNA of Hemicordylus capensis (graceful crag lizard), 8782 nucleotides long. RefSeq names its product lysine demethylase 6B (gene KDM6B). Gene Ontology annotation, molecular function: chromatin DNA binding; RNA polymerase II cis-regulatory region sequence-specific DNA binding; histone H3K27me2/H3K27me3 demethylase activity. Gene Ontology annotation, biological process: heart development; regulation of gene expression. The coding region runs from base 626 to 5104 and encodes 1492 amino acids. Lineage: Eukaryota; Metazoa; Chordata; Lepidosauria; Squamata; Cordylidae. The transcript has 23 exons. Gene Ontology annotation, cellular component: MLL3/4 complex. The record is from RefSeq and is a predicted model, not a curated record.